Messenger RNA from Ostreococcus lucimarinus CCE9901, 255 nucleotides. RefSeq lists its product with no specific name. Gene Ontology annotation, molecular function: ubiquitin protein ligase activity; zinc ion binding; cullin family protein binding. Gene Ontology annotation, cellular component: anaphase-promoting complex; nucleus. Gene Ontology annotation, biological process: protein ubiquitination; anaphase-promoting complex-dependent catabolic process; positive regulation of mitotic metaphase/anaphase transition. The transcript has a single exon. The annotation marks the transcript as partial. NCBI's taxonomy places the organism in Eukaryota, Viridiplantae, Chlorophyta, Mamiellophyceae, Mamiellales, Bathycoccaceae. The record is from RefSeq and is a predicted model, not a curated record.
UUGAACGUCAAAACCUGGCACGGCGUCGGCGCGUGGACGUGGGGCGCCGGCGACGUCGGUGACGUGUGUGGCAUAUGUCGCAUCGCCUUCGACGGGUGCCCGCCGGACGCGAAGUUCCCAGGGGACGAUUCUCCGGUGGUGUGGGGAAAGUGCGGGCACGCGUUUCAUUUGCAGUGCAUCACGAAGUGGUUGAGCGGGGCCAACGCGGAGGCGCCGAGGUGUCCGAUUUGCCGAGGAGCGUGGGAGUUUAAGGAA